AUGGAGACCCACACCGAUACAGACGUCGAGUCCCACAGGGAGAAGCAUCUCAAAGACACCGUUAACGAGCUCCCCGAGGUGUCGCCUUCGAUUUCUUCCGAAAGCGACAAGCCACUCCCACCGUUGUAUUGGAAGUUCAUUGCCGUCAUCCUUAUCUCGUGUAUCAGCUUCGGUUCAUCAUGGAGUUCAGGCAUCACUGGAGCCCUCAAGUCGACGCUCAAGAAGGAGCUAGACAUCAACAACAAGCAGUUCUCGCUUUUGGAAGCGAGUGAGGAUUUCAUGGUCACUUUGCUUAUUUUGACGAGCGGUAUUGUGACGGACAGGAUCGGAGGAGCUGGUGCUAUGUUGUAUGGCAACAUCAUUUACUCGAUCGGCUCCAUUCUUGUUGCUGCCGCUGCCCAGAUUCGCUCUUUUAAGCUCAUGAUCGGUGGCCGAGUUAUCCUCGCUCUCGGAGACAUCGCCACCCAAGUUGCGCAGUACAAGGUAUUCAGCUCUUGGUUUUCUCCCAACAACGGAUUCGCUUCGACGCUCGGUCUUGAACUUGGUAUCAAGAAGAUUGGAGGUUUCGUCGGCAAGUCCUCGGCCAACAUCAUCGCUAAGAAUACCGGCAAUUUUGCCUGGGUCUUCUGGAUCUCUGUCUUCAUGAACAUCUUCACCAACAUCCUGACUCUGGUUUUCUACCGUUUCAACACCGUCGCUCACAAGAAGUUGGGCAAUGUCAGAGACCCAGCCACCGGCGAGAAACUGACUGAAAAGUCCAAGAAGUUCCAGCACAAGAAGAUCCUCGAAUUGCCUUGGGUUUUCUGGGCUGUAAUGGCAUUUUCUCUGUUUCAGACGAGCACUGCAGUCGUUUUCACCCAGAAUGCCACAGAGCUGGCUGAGAAGAGAUUCAAGAUCAGUUCUGUCACCGCGGGUUGGUACUCUGCGACUCUGCAGUACGCCGGUUUCUUCCUGGUGCCUUGUAUCGGUGCUUUCAUCGAUAUUUUGGGCAACCGCGUUACGUUGCUCGCUAUUUGCGGUACGGGAGUCUUCUUGGCCAUGGCUCUGGUCAACUGGGCGCCGGACAGGGCCGGAACUGCUGCUGCUUUCGGAAUUUAUGCAAUUUCAUCUACGCUUGGCCCUACUACCAUCAUUGACAGCAUCCGUACGUCGAUGUGGCAUGGGUCUGUGUUUGGCUCUGCCUAUGCCGUUAAAAUUGCUAUGAACAACGCGAUGAACAUCAUUGUUCGCGUAGUUACCGGUGCGAUUCAGGAUGCGGAUAAUGACAGCUACGAUCACGUUGUCAUUGUCUACGUCAUCCUGGCUGCCGCAUCUGUGCUGGUCUCCGUAAUGCUAAUAUUGCUCUCCUGGUGGUCCGUUGACUUGGGCAACUUGCAGUGGACUAGGAAGAAGCGCAUUGCGAAUGGCGAAUUGUGGAAUGAAAGAAAGAGGGCCUUCCAUGAAGAGAAUGGGGCACGUAACAAACUGAUCUCCAAGGUCUGCUUCGGCGCUUUGAUUCUGUUGAUUCUUGGUGCUUGGGCAGCCUACUUCUGGGGUGUUGCCACUGGUAACAACUCAUGA
Colletotrichum truncatum is the source of this 1560-nucleotide messenger RNA. The record is from RefSeq and is a predicted model, not a curated record. Lineage: Eukaryota; Fungi; Ascomycota; Sordariomycetes; Glomerellales; Glomerellaceae.